Messenger RNA from Aspergillus bombycis, 3444 nucleotides. RefSeq lists its product as uncharacterized. The transcript has 6 exons. Gene Ontology annotation, molecular function: protein binding; ADP binding. The record is from RefSeq and is a predicted model, not a curated record. Gene Ontology annotation, biological process: lipid metabolic process. NCBI's taxonomy places the organism in Eukaryota, Fungi, Ascomycota, Eurotiomycetes, Eurotiales, Aspergillaceae. Bases 1 to 3444 code for a protein of 1147 amino acids.
AUGCAACAGCUCAAUCACUCACGGAGGAAAGGCGAUCUUCCAGCAGUCAAACCGUGCGAAGUUUUCGAUCUGAUUGGAGGAACGAGCACCGGCGGAUUGAUUGCGAUCAUGCUUGGCCGGCUGGAGAUGGACGUGGACGAAUGCAUCGAAAAAUACACCAGUCUCAUGGAGGAAGUCUUCCGGAAACAACGAGUGUGGCUCCCAUUUAAUUGGAGAGGGAACAUUGAAGCACGCUUCGACUCUGAUCGGCUGGCCUAUGCCGUCAAGCAAGUGGUUCUGGAGAAGGAAGGAGUAGAAACAAGUCCACUUGAUGAUGGCAAGUCAAAUCGCUGUAAAGUGUUUGUGUGCGCGACAGCCAAAGAGACUAGGAUGACCACGCGAUUGCGCAGCUACAAACUUGCUGAUGAACUUUGCAUCGAUGCGACAGUUCUGGAGGCCGCACUGGCCACAUCGGCCGCUACAUCAUUCUUCAAACCCAUUCAAAUUGGAGCCCGCACAUUUGUUGAUGGGGCCCUUGGAGCGAAUAACCCCGUCGAAGAGGUCGAGAGAGAGGCGACUAAUAUAUGGUGUUCCACGAGUGCGAACUUGAAGCCAUUGGUGAAGUGUUUUAUUUCGAUUGGCACGGGGAACCCCGGGAAGAAAGCGCUCGAAGAUAGUGCCCCCAAAUUCGCAAAGGCCUUGGUUGAUUUGGCGACAGAAACAGAGCGAACAGCCGAACGGUGUCUUGAGCGCUGGCGGGUUGAAUUCGAAGGGAAUCGGUAUUUCCGGUUCAACAUUGAUCAUGGACUAGAAGGAGUGGGAUUGGAAGAGUUUCAGCAGCGGGGUCUACUUGAGGCUUCGGCAGACGAGUAUCUCCGGAGCCAGGAACAGAAGAUCCGGCUUCGCGAGUGCGUGGCGAACUUGCAAGUGAGAUCGUCCCUAACAGGCGAUCCACCCCAAGAGAUGAGACCAUUCUUUGAACGAAGUCCUCUCCCAUCCCCCCGAACCCAGCAAUGCCCGCAACGGCUCUGGCUUGUCCCCUUUUUGAGAAACCCACGAUUUGUCGGUCGUACUACGGAGUUGGCCGCCUUGGAGUCAAAGCUCUUUGGCACAAGGCAUCCUCCCAAAGUGGCCAUCACCGGCCUAGGGGGCAUUGGAAAGACGCAGGUGGCAGUGGAGUUUGCUUACCGGAUUACCGAGAACCACCCGGACCUCUCUGUCUUCUGGGUAGUUGCAACGAAUACGGAGAACUGGGUCAAUUCAUACCGUGAGAUUGCGGAACAUUUGAAGAUUGGGGCCACGUUCAAUGAUGAUGAGGAUAUCAAAACGACCGUCAAGAAUUACCUGAGCCACGAGUAUGAGGGUCAGUGGUUGAUGAUAGUGGACAAUGCCGACGACCUCGAUUUAAUCGUGUCCAAUCCCACAAGCACCAGCCGAUCUCUCUUUGAUGAUCUACCCCAGAGUAGCUGCGGUAGACUGCUAGUCACGACUCGAAACCUCAAGGUCGCGACUAAGUUGGUGAGAAAUAACAUUAUCUACAUACCAGACAUGACUGAAGACCUUGCCCAGGAGCUGCUGCGCAGUUCCCUAGUUCAUCCUGACCUACUGCACAAUGCCGAGGCAACGUCGGAGAUGUUAAAACGGCUUGCCCUCCUGCCUCUCGCACUUGUCCAAGCAGCUGCAUUUAUGAAUGAAAAUAGUGCAACGGUCGAAGACUACCUAGGGCUCCUGGAGGACGCCCGAGAGGUCGACGACUUGUUAGGAGAGGAUUUUGAAGACGACACCAGGUAUGACUAUUGCAGGAACGCGGUUAUCACUACAUGGUUGAUUUCCUUCGAGCAAAUACAGCGCCGUAACGAGCUGGCUGCACAGUACUUGUCAUUCAUAGCCUGUCUUGAUCCCAAAAAUAUCCCCAUGGCGCUUCUACCGGUGUCGUCCUCAAAGAAAAUACUGUUAGAGGCUAUUGGAACGCUAGCAGCAUACUCUUUUGUGACUAGACACCGAAAUAAUGAAUUCAUGGACGUUCAUCGACUUGUCCAUCUUGCAACACGAAAUUGGCUGAGAAAGGAGGGAAAACUAGAGCACUGGCAAAAGGCCGCCAUGAACCGUCUAACCGAAGUCCUGCCGACUCCCAGUUUUGACAAUAUGCCCCUGUGGAUACACUAUUUGCCCCAUGCAGAACAAGCCAUCGAAUACGAAGCCACCACAAUGGGUGUCGGUGAGGAGAGCUGGCAUAAAUUCCCUCUAUAUGAGAAAGUGGGCGCAUGUCUGCUCACCAAUGGAAGAUAUGCAGACGCGGAGGUGUUGCUGCGGGAAUCUAGAGACUGGAGGGAGAAGACACUGGGGCCUUGCCAUAUCACCACCUUUGAAUGUGCCAUUAAUCUGGGGCGAGCGUUGAACUGCACAGGGAAGUUCGUGGUGGCUGAGGGACUUGCCACGAAGGUCCUGGAACAAAUGUCGGCCAGCCAGGCAUCGCAUCAGCCGCUUACGCUGGAGUGUCUGUCGAUCCUGGCCGAAUCCUUUCGAAACCAGGGGAGGUGGGACGAGGCCCAUAAGCUUAACAGGGAAUUAUUCGAAAAGAGAAAAGAGGCACUGGGGCCGGACAACCGCGACACUCUGUGCAGUAUGUCGGAUCUUGCUGAGACACUCCGCAACCAAGGGUGUUUCAAGGAGGCGGAAGAGCUGAAUAAGGAGGUCUUGGCGAGACGCAGACUGGUCCUAGGGCCCCGUCAUCAGUCCACACUGGGCAGUAUGCUAAAUCUUGCUGCGACUUACUGGAACCAAGGCCGACUGCAGCAAGCCGAGGAGUUGGAACUAACAGUGCUCCAGGAGCGAGAAAGGUCACUGGGAUCGAACCACCCAGACGUAAUCAAGAGUAUGGCAAACCUUGCUGUCACCUACUGGGAGCAAGGCAACUUGAAAUCUGCUGAAGAGUUGGAGGUACAAGUGAUGGAGUCAAAUAAAAAGAUACUAGGGACUGGCCACCCCAGGACCCUGAAGAGCAUGAGUAAUCUCGCUGAAACAUAUCGAACGCAGGGCCGUCUCUCAGAAGCACAGGAUCUCCAUUGGGAGGUGUGGAACAGACGAGUUGAGCUUCUCGGAGAGGACCAUCCCGCAACGCUGAAAAGCAAACACCAUUUAGCGGAGGCCAAACGACAGCAGGGAGAUUACCGGGAAGCGGAACAGCUGCACGAGUAUGUUUGUAAGAAGAGGCAGGCUAUUGUUGGUCUGAACCACCCAGAGACACUCAGAAGCAUGAACAGCCUAGCUGCAACAUACCAUAUGCAGAACCGCGGGAGUGAAGCCCAGACACUGUACGAGGAGGUGAUUAAGCGACGGCAACGGAUUCUUGGAGCUGAACAUCCUGAUACGCUGGCUAGUAUUGCGAGUCUUGCCCAGGUUUCUCGGACAGUCACCCAGACGUCAUUGAUGGAAGUGAAAGCAGACUGUUUGGCACGUAAGUAG